AUGAGAGGAGAAAACAAGCGAGGGAAAGUGGGAAGAGCUUGUGCUGGAUGUAGGAAGGCUCACCUUCGUUGUGAUAUGAAGAGACCUUGUGAACGUUGUCAAAAGAGAGGAUUGGAAUGUGUAGAGGCUCCCCUCACAAAACCACCAAAAGCAUCAACAACACCAAAAGCACCAAAAACACCAAAAUCACAAAAGAAGAGAAAAGAACCAAGUCCUGAAACAACACCUGAGGAAUCUAACUCUCCGAUCCCUGUUCCUACACCAACAGUAACAAGAGAGAAAAAGAAGAGACAAGUCCAAUCAUCAUCUACUGCUGCAGCAGGCACAUCAUCUACUACUAAUAACACAGCAACAUCAACAACAACAACAACACAAAAAAAAGAUGAUCCAAAUCAAGCCUGUCUUCAAGACAAAUAUGUGUAUAUUUUGGAUAAUUACCAAAAGGCAUUGAAUGAAAAGAUGAAUCAAUUUUAUUCACUUGUUUCACAAAAAGUCAGUUUGGAACCAAAAUCUAUCAAUUUAACGUAA
Naegleria gruberi is the source of this 528-nucleotide messenger RNA. RefSeq lists its product as uncharacterized. Gene Ontology annotation, molecular function: RNA polymerase II transcription regulatory region sequence-specific DNA binding; zinc ion binding; DNA-binding transcription factor activity, RNA polymerase II-specific. The transcript has a single exon. The record is from RefSeq and is a predicted model, not a curated record. Lineage: Eukaryota; Heterolobosea; Eutetramitea; Acrasida; Naegleriidae. Gene Ontology annotation, biological process: regulation of DNA-templated transcription. Gene Ontology annotation, cellular component: nucleus. The coding region runs from base 1 to 528 and encodes 175 amino acids.